GUGGAAACUGUUUCGCACACAGCUUUAAACUCAGGAUCAAUGUUAUGGAUAACAGUAGUGUACCUUAAGGACAGUUAAAUGCUCUCAGAAAGUUUAAAAUGGAAACCUCCAAGAACUCCUCAGAUGCAGGCUCAGUAAACCAAGAACAGGAUAAAGUACAUUUCUUGUGCAAAGUUGCAGCUGAAUCUUUCAAAAAUGAUGAUAUUCAGACAGCACUGAGAAAGUUCAAAAAGGCAUAUAUGCUAUCCUGUAAAGUGUCUGACAAAAAAUUCCAAAAUAUAUGUUUAUUUAAUCUUGGGGCAGCCUACAUUUGUGUUGGAAAACUAAAGAAAGCCCUAAAGUGUCUUCUUAAAUCAACAACGGAGGGUGGAGCACAAGACAGAAAUGGAGAUCUGUUUUUCAACUUAGCUGUCACCUAUGAUGAAAUGAAAGAGUAUGGCAAAGCAGUGAAAUUUUAUGAAAAAUCCAUCAAUGUAUAUGGGCUGGAUGAAAUAAAUAACAUUUCAGAUGCACUGAUCAAACUUGGUUACUGCUUUGUCAGUCUUGGGGACCUUCCCUCAGCAGCACAUUCAUUUAGGCUUGCGGGUCAUUCAUAUCAAAAGAUUGAUUACAAGGAAGAUGCUGCAAUGGCCAUGAGAGAGGCAGCAAAUUAUAUGAUAAAGAGUAAAACCUUUUCAAAGACUGAAGUUCUCCAGACCUUGGAUUCUUGUUUAGUGUUGUGUGAAAGACUGUCAGACAAGCAGCUACUGGGGACACUUUAUAACCACCUGGGCCUGCAUUAUGCUGAGACAGAGUGCUUCAGCCAAUCCAGAAAGUGUUUCUCAGAAAGUAUGAAUCUGUGCAGAGGUACACAAUUCUCUGUGAGAAAAAUGGCUGUCUUACUGCAAAACCUAGGAGCAGUGGACAAUGCUCUUCACCAAUAUGAAAAAUCUCUUGGGUGCCAUGCAGAAGCUGCAGAUAUGUAUGGAACUUUGGGUGAAAGAAAUGCACAAGGACAGUGUCUGUGCAACUUGGCCUUUGCCUACAGCCAACUGAGAAAGUACAAGAUGGCGGAGUUCUAUUACCUGCAGGCAAUGAAUGCAUUUGUGGAUUCAGGCGAUCUGCUGAAACAGUGUCAAGUCAGUGAGGGAUUGGGAGCCACGUAUUUUUGCCUAGGUAACCAAGAUCAGGCCAUAUUCUACUACAAACAAGCUCUUACUCUGUUUGGAAAGUCAAAGGAAACCUCUGAUAUUCCCAGAGAGAGAAUUUUGGCCAAACUUACAGAUGCCAUUGAGUAUAAAUUGGCAAAAGGACACCCAGUAUCAGAGUGAAAACAUAUCUAGAACAAUUCUAAAUGAUGUCUUUUCUACAACAUUUCCUUCCUUGCCAGUUUCAGUCUUGAGAAUGAGGCUGAGUGUUGCUGAGAAUAUAUUGUUCAGUUGACCUGCUACAUAUUGAUUUAUUCCUCUCACAAGUCAUGUAAUUGAGAAGAAAUUAAUGUUUACCUUUUUGAUACUUAACUCUGAUAAGUGCAACAAAAAUUUUAUCAUAUCAUACCUGGAUACUCUUCCACAACAGAUUGGUAUACAGAUAUAUUGCCCAGUUAGUACAUUUAUUUCUGCUCAGAUGUGAGGCACAGCUGCCAGCAGGAAAAGCCAGCUCAGAAGGAAGGGGAGGCUGAGAAGUUGAUCACCUUCUGCACUCCGCUUUUGAUUUCUUACUGACACUUAUGCAGUGUCGGACUGGGAUACCAAGGGCCCACCAGAGGACAUAAUAUGUAGGACCCACCAAUCAUUAGUGAGCCUUUAAAACAUUUUUCUUGCUGAGCAUGCCUAUGAUAGAUACGUUUGUUGUCAAAACUUGGCUAAUAUAGCCAAGUACAGGAGGUCCAUAAAUAUUUUAUACAAAGGUAUUAAAGCAAACAGUGUGGGAGCUUUAGUAAAAAUUCAGUACUAAUGAUAUACAGUCAGUUUCGUAAUUUUUGUUACAUUUCACUUACUAGUACAGGCUGUG
This is a messenger RNA of Xenopus tropicalis (tropical clawed frog), 1992 nucleotides long. Its product is annotated as tetratricopeptide repeat protein 24. The coding region runs from base 99 to 1310 and encodes 403 amino acids. The transcript has 7 exons. NCBI's taxonomy places the organism in Eukaryota, Metazoa, Chordata, Amphibia, Anura, Pipidae. The record is from RefSeq and is a predicted model, not a curated record.